ACCUAACCAAUACAUGUAUCCACCCUCUACCUACUCCAUCUAAUUGAGCACGCACGCCCCUCUCUUCUUCCAUAUUUAACUUAUAAAAUCAAACUUUUCACCUUCACACUUCAGAAAUACACACAACACGCAGAUGAAGAUAAUGGGGUUACUAUUCAUCCUCGUCCUCUUAGCUUCCUCAACCAACUUCAUCGCCUACUCUCAGACCAUCGUCGAAACCUUACCUGGAUUCCCUGGUCCUCUUCCAUUCAAACUCGAAACUGGGUACAUUGGAGUCGGAGAAGAUGAAGCUGUGCAGCUGUUUUACUACUUUGUGGAGUCGGAAGGGAACCCUGAGGAGGAUCCACUCAUUAUCUGGCUUGCCGGUGGACCUGGCUGUGGCACCCUCCGUGCUUUCUUUUUUGAAAUCGGUCCCAUGCAAAUUCAGUAUGGAAAUUAUAUGGAUAAUGUCCCAGCGCUACAAUUAGACCCGAAUUCAUGGUCAAAGGUGGCGAACGUGAUAUAUUUGGAUGCACCAACAAUAACAGGAUAUUCAUAUACUAAAACUCCAGAAGCCGUUCGUUCUAGUGAUACAGCAUCAGCAUCACAAACCGCUGAAUUUAUAAGAAAGUUUGUCAAGACUCAUCCCAAGUUUUUAAAAAAUCCCAUGUAUGUUACUGGAAUAUCUUAUUCGGGGAUUGUUAUUCCAAUAAUUACCGAGGAGUUAUAUAAAGGUAAUGAUGAAGGACUAGAGCCCAUUGUGAACAUUCAAGGAUACAUGGGUGGAAACCCAUUGACAAACAAAACCGGUGAUAUAAAUUCUAGACUUGAAUAUGCUUAUCGUAUGGCACUUAUAUCUGAAGAAUUAUAUGAGUCUACCAAAAAGGAUUGCAAUGGAGAUUAUGCAGAAGCUGACUCUAACAAUUUGCAAUGCAUGUUGGAUAUCAAUGAAGUCAAUAAACGUGUGGGAGACAUCAAUAUUCAACAAAUUUUGGAUCCCGAUUGUGAUGCCGUAACCAAUUUGGUCCGAGGUGGAAACCCAGUCACAAAGGAAAAUAGAAGACUUCUAAGGGGCAAUCCUGUAAAUUUGCGUCCGGCACAAUCCAUGCUCACGGAUACCUUUUGUCGAGGUGACAAUUAUAACUAUGCAACCCUUUGGGCCAAUGAUGAAAAUGUUAUGAAAGCACUCAACGUACGCGAGGGAACGGUGGAUGAAUGGUUGUUAUGUAAUUUGGACAUGAAAUAUAACUAUGGAAAACCCUCAAUGCCAUUGUAUGAGUUCAAUGUCCAGAAUAGUGUUGUCUAUCACGAAAAGCUAAGUAAAAGAAACUGUCGAGCUUUGAUUUUCAGUGGAGAUCAUGACAUGAUGGUUCCACAUGUUGGGACACGUAACUGGAUAAAUUCUCUUAAUUUAACAAUUACAGAUAGUAAUUGGGAUGCAUGGUAUGUUAAUGGUCAAGAUGCAGGAUACAAAACCACGUAUGCUCGUGAUAACUAUACUUUAGUAUUUGCAACUGUAAAGGGAGCAGGACACACAGCUCCAGAAUUUAAGCCUAAAGAAUGCUUUGAGAUGGUUAAGAGAUGGUUUGCUUACAGACCCAUAUAAUAAUCUAAAUCAUAGUUUAGUUAUGCUUCUUCUGAUCAUUGUAAUCAUUUUUCUUUUCAAUGAGGGAGGAGCUUGUGUUUUUAGAGGGGUAUUUUCGUUGUGGUUAGGAAAAGGUUAAGGGGGUUUGGGUAAGGGAUUAAGAAUCGAUAUUUAUUGUAGGU
This is a messenger RNA of Lactuca virosa, 1746 nucleotides long. The record is from the annotation of a GenBank genome assembly. Lineage: Eukaryota; Viridiplantae; Streptophyta; Magnoliopsida; Asterales; Asteraceae.